AAGUUGGCUUGUCUCCAGUUAAGAGUCCCGAGCCUAAACCCAUCUGGACAAUCAUGGCUUGUAAAGGAAUGAAUGCAUCUUUUAUAGACCUUAACACCCAAAAGAAAAAAAAAACUCUUCUACUUUGUGCAAGGGGAAAGUCCAUGAGUACUGAGGGAAGAGAAAGAGCAGAUCCUUCCUUUAGGGGUAUCCACAGCACUGGCUCAUCAUGGCAGCAGGCACAGAGAACAUCGCAAGAAACAACAGGCUGCUCCUGCUUCUUCUGUUUAUUACAGACCUGAGCUGCGCCAGUCCCUACCUACAGAGACACAAGAGACAAAUAAGAACCCCUCAUAGUGCGCUGACAGUCACCGGUCUUCACAUUAAGUCUACCAUAGUGUCCCGCUAUGCCUUAACAGUGGUGCAAAGCCUUAUGGUCAACACUCAUUCUGAAGCCAAGGAAGCCAUCUUUGACUUAGACCUACCCGACUCAGCAUUCAUAUCAAACUUCUCAAUGACAAUUAACGACAAGACAUAUGUGGCCGAUGUGAAGGAGAAACAUCAAGCCAAAAAGAUGUACGAUGAAGCCAGGAAGCAGGGCAAGACCGCAGCCCAUGUGGGCACCAGGAACAGAGAGGCAGUGAAAUUCCGGGUUCUGGUGAAUGUGGAAGCCGGAGGGGAAAUCACCUUUGUGCUGACUUACGAAGAGCUGCUACGCAGGCAUCUAGGCAAAUAUGAGUAUGCUGUGAGCAUGCCCUCUUGGCAGGUUGUACAGAACCUUAGUGUGGAAAUUACCAUCUCUGAGCGCACAGGUAUUGAAUAUGUGCGAGUGUUGCCUCUGCGCACCAGCCGCCUGAUGACCAACAGCGUGCGAGGGGAGAGAAAAAUGCCUCCAUCUACUCAGGUAGAGAAAGGAACAUACUGUGCUCGAGUCACAUAUAUACCAAAUCCCAUGGAGCAGGCUGCUCAUUCACGCCCAGGUGUAACUACAGAUUUUGUCCUCCAGUACGAUGUCACGCUGAAGGACCUUGCCGGGGAUGUCCAGAUUUACAAUGGAUAUUUUGUGCAUUACUUUGCUCCAAGAGGCCUCCCGGCAAUCCAGAAAAAUGUAAUCUUUGUCAUUGAUGUUAGCGGCUCCAUGUUUGGCACAAAAAUGAAACAGACUAAAAGUGCAAUGCACGUUAUCCUAAACGACCUACAUCAAGAUGACUCCUUCAACAUCAUCACUUUUUCAGAUGUGGUGCACGUGUGGAGGCCAGGCCAAUCCAUCCUGGCAACGACUCAGAACAAAAAGAGCGCUAAGGAUUAUGUAAAUAAGAUUGAAGCCGAUGGAUGGACUGAUAUUAAUGCUGCGCUUCUGGCUGCCGCGUCCAUCUUCAACCAAACAUCUCAGAAACCAGAGAAAGGAACAAGCACAAAGAAGAUCCCUCUCGUCAUUUUCCUUACAGAUGGAGAAGCAACCUCGGGUGUCUUGGCCUCCAGCCGCAUCCUUAGCAAUGCCCAAAAGGCCAUGGCAGGCAACAUUUCUCUCUUUUGUCUGGCAUUUGGUGAAGAUGCAGACUACAACCUCAUGAGGAGGUUGUCUCUGGAAAACCGUGGCAUAGCAAGACGCAUUUAUGAAUAUUCUGAUGCCACGUUGCAGCUAAAGGGCUUUUAUGAUGAGAUUGCCAGCCCACUUCUGUUUGACAUUGAGUUGAACUAUCUUGAAGAGAGUGCACAGAACGUGACGCAGACACUCUUCCCCAACUACUUUGAGGGUUCAGAACUUGUAGUGGCUGGGAAGCUGAAGUCUGGAACUAAAGACCUUAAAGUUCGAUUGACUGCUCAUGACCAGAAACAGAAACUGAGUUUGGAAAAUGACAUCUCCAUGGAAAGCAAUAGCACGAAGGCCAACUUUGGGUGCUCUAGCAACGUAGAACAGAUCCAAUGGUUUGUCCAACGGCUUUGGGCCUUUUUCACUAUUAAAGAUUUACUAGAGGCUAGGAUCAAAGCAAAUGACACUGUAGCACGAAGGCUUCUCACUGAGAAGGCGACCAACCUCUCUCUUAAGUACAACUUUGUGACACCUGUUACUUCCUUGAUUAUAGUCAAACCAGAAGAUGAAGAAGAUAGGAAGACUACACAAGCUGCAGCACCUUCAGUGACAACCACUUCUGCCCCGGUAACUUCUCCCUUUAUGAUAAGUGCCACCACAGCCACAAAAACAACUUCUCUGAAGACCAAAAUUACUUCUGCCUCUUGGAUAGCAAAGACUACCAUCAGAGGUAUCAAAUCAACAAAGACAACAACAACAGAAACAGUAGCAGCAACCAGCACAACAAGCAUCUCUACACAGUCUUCUCCCAGAGUUACAACAACUGUUCAAGUUACUGGAGCCAAAGGACACUCAAGUGUAACACCUAGUUUAGUAACAACUAAUCAUACCUUUCAUAAACAGACAACCGUGGCAUUAGCUACAAAUGCAAUCCUUACCACCUCCCCAGAUUCCCGACACAGCAUGCUCUCACACACAGCCACUCAGCAACCACACACAAAUGUUCCUGAAGGGACUGUUAGAACUAUGACAGAGAAAGCUCCUAUUGUAUUAUCAGCAGGUGCCCCCAUCUCUACUAAUGUGCCAACAACUGAAGCUUCAUCAGAGUUAUUGUCAGCUACAUUGACAGCUGGCACUAGCUUGUCUUCAACAGAGCGUGGUUGGGGGGCACAAGCAACCACAACUCCGCAAUUGCCAACAACAUUUCCUGUGGACCCCACCUUAUUGAGGUUCCUUGUCCUUCCUGACAGCACUGAAUUGCAUCAUGAAGCAUUCGCAAAUCAAAUGUAUGUGGAAUCUCUUAACCCACCUCCAGUUUACAGCUUUUUAAAAGAGGCAGAUAUGGCAGAAAUCAUUGAUAUUUCUGAAGAUUUCUAUUCUGAAUUCCCUGAAGAUACAGAAUUCAUCUUUGGUGGUGCAAACUUGUUAGGUGCUCCUGGGCUUCAGACCUUCAUGUCUUCAGUGGACGGAGACCCCCAUUUCAUAGUGAAUUUUCCAGAAUCCCAAGAGAGGCUAUGCUUUACAUUAGAUGGACGACCGGGGGAUAUAUUGAGGCUGCUCUCUGAUCCUGUUGCAGGUAUCACAGUGAAUGGACAUUUGAUGAAGGCCCCACUAAAAGUUGGCUUUGAGAGCAGGUUGCGUACCUACCUUGACGUGAUCACUGUUGUUAUCAACCGGCCGCGUUCCAAAUAUGCCAUCAGCAUUUCACUUCAGAACUUGACCCUUACUGGAGAAAAACACCAAACGUUUGCUGUCAACCACCCUGUGUUUUUCCAGAAGCCCAGCCUGUCUGUCAGAGUAGUUCCUUCAACCAAUGUCACCAUAUGGAUUGGGCGUAAUGUGGAGCUACUGAUUAUUUUCCAUCAUUAUCAGCAUCCAUCAUAUCUUCAGCUGGAUCAUCUGGGCUUCUACAUCGUCAAGGCAGACGGUUUAUCCUCAAGCUCUGGUGGUCUUUUAGGACAGUUUCAGAAUUGCCAUAUGGAAGUAAUCAAUAAAAAGCUAGACUAUGAUUUGACCCUAUCAGGAACUGUGAUGAGAAAUAGCCAAACAGCGCCCGCUACACUGGUUGAAAGAACUGUGAAGGAUUCUACCGCCCAAGUACAUGAGGCCAAGUGCUGGCUGGUGAAGCACGGAGACAUAGAAGAGAUCCUGGAUGGAAAGUACCUCUCCUACAUAGUAUCAGAUCUUCAGGAGAUGUGACAUGACGUGUACAGGGUUUAAAAACUGUGGAUGGGAGAGCAAGCUUUGGUGCCAUCUAUUGAGGAAAUGUAUGCAGAACUGCUGCUGUUGAGAGUUGGGGGGGGAGUAUAACAUAAACUAAUAACAUUAUAACAGAAGAGCCAGUUUAAAUUAAUUAAAGGGAAUUUAUCAUGUUUAAAAUAAAAAUAAUACUAUUUUCUUUUAA
This is a messenger RNA of Xenopus laevis (African clawed frog), 3917 nucleotides long. RefSeq names its product inter-alpha-trypsin inhibitor heavy chain family member 6 S homeolog (gene itih6.S). The transcript is spliced from 15 exons. Bases 209 to 3712 code for a protein of 1167 amino acids. The record is from RefSeq and is a predicted model, not a curated record. Lineage: Eukaryota; Metazoa; Chordata; Amphibia; Anura; Pipidae.